AUGAUUCGGAUAGCUCGGCUUGGAAUGUCUUCAACCAAGAAACAAGCCACUUUGGCGAAAUUCUUCAGUUCUAGAAAGAGAGACGAAGAUGAAGCGCUUCAAAUGGAAGAUUCGGUCAAAAAGCACCAAGUCAAUGCGAUUGAGACUGCCCAAAAGCAGCCAAAACUCGAGGAAAACCCUCCAGCCUCCCAUGAUGAUUCGCCGUCACCUUUGGUUUCGUUAGAAGCCAGCAAACCGGUGAUCAAAAAUGAUAUCAAAGAUGCCCCCGCAAUCGUCCCAACAGCCCCGAAAGAUUCUAAAAUCCUUUACUCGCAAAUUUGCAACGUCUUCAAUGAGAUUGAGAAUACUUCCUCGAGGUUGCAAAUUGUCAAAUUGUGCGGCGAUUUCCUAUAUUCCGUGCUGGUCAAGACUCAGAAAGAUUUGGUGCCCAUCACCUACCUACUGAUCAAUAAACUUGGUCCUGAUUAUCAGCCGGGCCUAGAAUUAGGCCUUGGUGAAGGCCUGCUGAUGAAAACCAUCAGUGAGAGUUGCGGCAAAUCGUUGGCACAAGUGAAAGCUCGCUACCGAGAAUUGGGUGAUCUCGGUCGCAUAGCACAGGAAGCUCGAGCCGUUCAACCUACAAUGUUCAAACCUAAGCCAUUGACGACCGGAGAGGUAUUCUCAAACCUUCAAGCCAUUGCGAAAUCCCAAGGCAAGGACUCACAGUUACGAAAAGUGCAACUGAUUAAGAAGAUGCUUACGGCAUGCGAAGGAGUAGAGGCAAAAUUUCUGAUAAGGUCACUAGAGGCAAAACUUAGAAUCGGACUUGCUGAAAAAUCGGUUCUGGUCGCGCUGUCAAAAGCUCUUUUGACGCACGAACAUAACGGCAAAGAGCCCUCAAGUCAAUUGGUGGAUGCCGCCGAGCAGAAAAUUCGGGAUGCUUUUUGCCAGGUGCCCAAUUAUGAAAUCGUCAUUAAAACAGCGUUGGAACAUGGUAUAAUGAACCUAGACAAACACUGCGUGUUAACGCCAGGAAUUCCUCUGAAACCAAUGCUGGCCAAACCUUCCAAAUCCAUUUCAGAGGUUCUCGACCGUUUCCAAGGGCAGAGAUUUACAUGCGAGUACAAGUACGACGGUGAAAGAGCUCAAGUUCAUCUGCUACCAGAUGGGACGAUGCGAAUUUACUCCAGAAAUGGUGAAAAUAUGACUGAAAGAUAUCCUGAGAUUAAUAUUGGUGACUUUAUCGCUGACAAGGUUAACACGCACACGCUUAUCCUUGACUGUGAAGCAGUCGCGUGGGACAAAGAAAAGAACACAAUUCUACCCUUUCAAGUUUUAAGUACACGGAAACGGAAGGGCGUCGUUGCCGAGGACGUGAAAGUGCGCGUUUGCCUAUUUGCAUUUGACAUUUUAUGCUAUAACGAUGAGCCCUUGAUUAACAGACCACUGGCUGAGCGGCGCGAAUACCUCGAACGGGCUCUGAAACCUGUUCCCGGGGAGCUGCAAUUCGCAAGUGAGGUCACCACCAUGAGUCUCGAAGAAAUGCAGCAGUAUCUGGACCAGUCCGUCAAGGACGCAUGCGAGGGUCUGAUGGUCAAGUCCCUAGAUGGCGAGGACUCGCACUACGAGCCCAGCAAAAGAUCGCGCAAUUGGCUGAAGCUAAAGAAGGACUAUCUACAAGGCGUUGGAGACUCGUUAGACCUGUGUGUGCUAGGUGCGUAUUACGGUCGCGGCAAGCGUACUGGUACUUAUGGAGGUUUCUUACUGGGCUGCUACAAUCAAGACAGCGGCGAGUUUGAGACCUGCUGCAAAAUCGGAACCGGUUUCUCAGACGAGAUGCUCCAAAAGCUAUACGACGAAUUGAAACCCACCGAAAUCAAAGACCCCAAAGCCUUUUUCGUGUUCAGCGAAAGUGCGCCUCCCGACAUCUGGUUUGAGCCAACGAUGCUGUUCGAGGUUCUUACUGCCGAUCUAUCACUGUCGCCCGUUUACAAGGCCGGUAGCAGUUCUUACGACAAGGGCAUUUCUCUUCGUUUCCCGAGGUUCAUACGUAUCAGAGACGACAAGAGUGUUGAAGACGCAACGUCGUCCGAGCAAGUGAUAGAAUUCUAUGAAAGCCAGGCCCAUCUGAAGUAG
Molecule: messenger RNA, 2115 nt
Organism: Lachancea nothofagi CBS 11611
Lineage: Eukaryota; Fungi; Ascomycota; Saccharomycetes; Saccharomycetales; Saccharomycetaceae
Source: the annotation of a GenBank genome assembly